AGGGAGUGCGGGGCAGGUGGCGGGGAGGGCGGGUGCGCGGCGGAGCGCCGAGGCCAAGUGCAUUGUGUCUGGUGGCGGCGGCUGCGGCGGGCCGAGAAGCCAUGGAGCCGCGGGCGCUCGUCACCGCACUCAGCCUCGGCCUCAGCCUCUGCUCCCUGGGGCUGCUCGUCACGGCCAUCUUCACCGAUCACUGGUACGAGACCGACCCCCGGCGCCACAAGGAGAGCUGCGAGCGCAGCCGCGCGGGCGCCGAUCCCCCGGACCAGAAGAACCGCCUGAUGCCGCUGUCACACCUGCCGCUGCGGGACUCGCCGCCCCUGGGGCGCCGGCUGUUCCCCGGUGGCCCCGGGCGCGGAGACCCCGAGUCCUGGCGCUCGCUGCUGGGGCUCGGCGGGCUGGACGCUGAGUGUGGCCGGCCGCUGUUCGCCACCUACUCGGGCCUCUGGAGGAAGUGCUACUUCCUGGGCAUCGACCGGGACAUCGACACCCUCAUCCUGAAAGGUAUUGCGCAGCGAUGCACAGCUAUCAAGUACCACUUCUCUCAGCCAAUCCGCUUAAGAAACAUUCCUUUCAAUUUAACCAAGACAAUACAGCAAGAUGAAUGGCACCUACUUCAUCUAAGAAGAAUCACUGCUGGCUUCCUGGGCAUGGCGGUAGCUGUCCUGCUGUGUGGCUGCAUCGUGGCCACCGUCAGCUUCUUCUGGGAGGAAAGCCUGACCCAGCACGUGGCUGGACUCCUGUUCCUCAUGACAGGGAUAUUUUGCACCAUUUCACUCUGCACGUAUGCUGCCAGUAUCUCCUAUGAUUUGAACCGGCUCCCGAAGCUAAUUUACAGCCUGCCUCAUGAUGUGGAACAUGGCUACAGCUGGUCUAUCUUUUGCGCCUGGUGCAGUUUGGGUUUUAUUGUGGCAGCUGGAGGUCUCUGCAUCGCUUAUCCAUUUAUUAGCCGGACCAAGAUUGCACAUCUAAAGUCUGGCAGGGACUCUACAGUAUGACUGUCUGCACCGGGCUACAGCGUGGGUGACUCCAACUGGAGUGGAACCGAGUUCACAUCAAGAUUCUAAGCACAAAGAGGAGGUCUUUUACAUUCCAACCUGUUGUCUGCAGCCCUUUCUGGAUGACUGAUAGAAAAUCUUGCAGGACCUCCCAGCCUUUCAAAGGACAAGACUACUGUGGAUUCAAGUGCUUUAAUGACUAUUUAUGCUUUGACUGCAAAAUGUGGAGCAGCGCCAUGGGACAUUUCUAGGCAUUGGAAAAGAGGAACUGCAAUGGGGAAAAAUUUGUACGAUUUCCAUUUAUUUCAGAAAGUUUGUAUAUAAUGAUUACUGGAGAGUCAUUUCUAUUUGCAAAAGGAUUCAUAACAAAGCAAGUAUAAUUUUCUUGUCAGCGUACCAGGCUUGUUCAAUUUUAAUGCAGCAUCUUCAGAACUUGUCCUAAUGGUGUCUUGUUGUGUCAGCACCUGAUAUUUGUGCAUUCUUUGUAGAUGUUCCUUGUCACAGGAGGAUUUUUCUUCUGUUGCCUUAUUAUUACUUUUAUGAAUUAAAGUCUAUUCUCUGUGUUUGUACUGGAUUCAAAAGCAUAAAAAAAAAAACGCAAAAAACAAAAACCAGAUCAACCGUGUAAGAGCUACCCUGUACCACUACACAGUAUUGUUUGAGGUCCCACCUGUGUCUCUUUUUGUUCACUGGGUUUCUGCAUUAAAUGACUACCCCCUUGUUAA
Messenger RNA from Nannospalax galili (Upper Galilee mountains blind mole rat), 1720 nucleotides. It is a transcript of the gene Tmem178a, whose product is annotated as transmembrane protein 178A. The record is from RefSeq and is a predicted model, not a curated record. Bases 102 to 995 code for a protein of 297 amino acids. Lineage: Eukaryota; Metazoa; Chordata; Mammalia; Rodentia; Spalacidae. Gene Ontology annotation, biological process: negative regulation of osteoclast differentiation; regulation of cytosolic calcium ion concentration. The transcript has 4 exons. Gene Ontology annotation, cellular component: endoplasmic reticulum membrane.